This is a messenger RNA of Arachis stenosperma, 558 nucleotides long. Its product is annotated as protein FAR1-RELATED SEQUENCE 5-like. The transcript has a single exon. Lineage: Eukaryota; Viridiplantae; Streptophyta; Magnoliopsida; Fabales; Fabaceae. Bases 1 to 558 code for a protein of 185 amino acids. The record is from RefSeq and is a predicted model, not a curated record.
AUGCAGGAUGCUAAUGGUUGGAUGAGCGGCGAAACCGUUCUGGUAGAGAAAGCAGAAUCUAUGGAUUCGUCCGCCGCAGAUGCGAACAUAGAUGCAGAAGCAGCAGUGAGGAUUAUUGUCGGGAUAGGGUCCUUUGGCGCAAUUGAAUUUUCUUCCCUGACAGCCAAGGACGGGCUGACGAUGGAGUUCACAAGCCUACAGGCAGCUUAUGACUACUACAACGAAUUCGGUCGCAUGAAGGGAUUCUCGGUCAGGAUGUCCAAGGUGGGUCGCAAAACAAAGCAGGGGGCAGAGGGUGAAAUAAUUUGGCAGAUAUUCAUGUGCUCCAGGGAAAGAGAGCACGACGGGAAACACAUGUAUCGGGAAGACAGGAAAAAGGAUCCUCGACCGAUCACGCGGUGCGGGUGUGAAGCCCGGAUUAAGGUCCACGCUGAUGAUGCCAGCGGGCGAUGGUUUGUUAAACAAUUCUGCGAUAACCAUAAUCAUCCCAUGCUGGAUGCGAGGUUUAAGGGUAUGCCGCGGUCACACAGAGCAGUCAAGGAAGGGGAUUUGCACUAA